AUGUUUGGGAAACAAGACAAAAUGGACGUUAGAUGCAAUUCAGAGAUUGAAGCCAACCGGGUCUCCAAGAACGGGCAUAAAGAGGGCAAGGAAAGCAAAGGAUGCGAAGGAAAUAUUUCGACUUCUUUUUUGAAGGAUCAACAAGGGACUUUCCCGUCUUCUGGCGGCUCGGAAGAUUGCAAUAAAAAUAAAUCGAGCUCCGCUGACCCGGAUUAUUGCAGAAGAAUACUAGUCCGAGAUGCCAAAGGUUCAAUAAGAGAGAUCAUUCUCCCGAAAGGACUGGAUCUGGACCGGCCUAAAAGAACCCGUACGUCUUUCACCGCGGAGCAACUUUACAGGCUGGAGAUGGAGUUCCAGAGGUGCCAAUACGUGGUUGGACGCGAAAGGACCGAGCUGGCCAGGCAGCUCAAUCUCUCAGAAACUCAGGUAAAAGUCUGGUUCCAGAACCGACGCACCAAGCAGAAGAAAGACCAAGGCAAAGACUCGGAGCUGAAAUCGGUGGUGUCGGAAACGGCGGCAACUUGCAGCGUCCUGAGGCUGCUGGAGCAAGGGCGGCUCCUCUCUCCGCCGGGCUUGCCAGGCCUCCUUCCGCCUUGCGCCACCAGCGCCUUGGGCUCGGCCUUGCGAGCUCCCAGCCUCGCCAGCGGCACGGGCGGCGGCGGCGGCUCGGGAUCGGGGACGGCGGGCGGCUCCCCUCACCAGGCGGCCGUCAGCACCGCCGCCGGAGCAGCCCACGCCUCCCCUCCCGGGGGGCACAACCUUUUCAGCCUGCCCGUACCCACCCUGCUGGGCUCGAUGGCCAGCCGGCUGUCCUCCAACCCUUUAGCAAUGGCUGGCUCUCUGGCGGGGAACUUGCAAGAACUGUCCGCCAGAUACCUGAGCUCUUCCGCCUUCGAGCCCUACUCCAGGACCGCCAAUAAAGAAGGCGCGGAGAAAAAGGCGCUGGACUGA
Messenger RNA from Rhineura floridana, 951 nucleotides. RefSeq names its product ventral anterior homeobox 1 (gene VAX1). Gene Ontology annotation, molecular function: DNA-binding transcription factor activity, RNA polymerase II-specific; DNA binding. Gene Ontology annotation, biological process: neuron differentiation; regulation of DNA-templated transcription; central nervous system development. The record is from RefSeq and is a predicted model, not a curated record. The coding region runs from base 1 to 951 and encodes 316 amino acids. The transcript is spliced from 3 exons. NCBI's taxonomy places the organism in Eukaryota, Metazoa, Chordata, Lepidosauria, Squamata, Rhineuridae.